ACCACUGGAAAUCGAAAUUCUCAUAAGUUUAUAAGUUCAUAUAUCAAUCACUCUCUCUAGAAAAUUCUUCGUUUCUCAAUUCUCUCCGGACACAUGACGUCGACAGCGAAUGACCAAUCGAAACCGGUGACAGGGUAUCCGAUGGGGUACCCACCGGCGGCGACUGCAAGCUACCAGUCCACCGCCGGUUAUCCAAACAGUACCGCUGGCACAGCCUACCCAUACGCAGCUCCACCGCCAGGGCCGGGCCCAUACUAUUAUCCUUCUUCCUCCUACGACAACCAGCGUCGGCGCGCCACCUUCCUCCGCCGUUUACUAAUCGCUGCCUUAGCGGUGGUUGUCAUUAUUGGUUGCAUCACCUUCAUCACUUGGCUCGUCCUCCGCCCUCGUGUCCCCGAGUUUCAACUCGACUCGGCCUCUGUCUCAUCUUUCAAUGUCUCCUCAUCUGACCUAACUGCCAAUUGGGAUCUGAACUUCACUGUUCGAAACCCUAACAAGAAGCUCACCGUUUUUUAUAGCAACUUCCGCGGUGUCAUCUUCUACGACCGUAUGCAACUCGCGGAAACGUCGCUGCCACCGUUUGAGCAGGGGAAGAGGAACCAGACCACAGUGAGGGCGAAGUUCGCGGCUUCGUCGACGUAUGUUGACGACAACCUUGCCAAGUCCCUUGCAACGGAUCGGAGCCAAGGGGCUGUGAGCUUCAAUGUGAGGCUGGUGACUUGGGUUAAGUUUAAAACCGGAUGGUGGAGGACCAGGAUGCAUUGGAUGUCUGUUCAUUGUAGCGACGUCAGGAUCUCGUUUAAAUCCAACUCUGGGGUUGGGUCCUUGACCGGUGGACCUAGAGGAUGUGACGUUUAUCUGUGAGUUGAAGAUGUCUGAUGUCUUCUUUUUCAGGUUGAUCGGUUAGGGAUUUCUCUGAUAGUUAUGUAAUAAUACUUUUAGUGGUUCAAUAGUUUCUUCUUCUUCCCCAGCAAAUCACUUUUAAAAAAAAGGGGGGGGGGGGGGGAGGGGAUUUCUGUGGAUACGAUAUAUGAAGAUGAUGAAUUUGAAUUUAGGGUUAUACAUAUCCCCAUAUCUAUGACUGUAUGUAUAUAUAUAUAUAUCAGUUGAGCCAUUCUGAAGUGUGUUAUUUCGUAUAAUGGUUUCAGUAUCAUUUGUACUUGUGUUUUGGGUUUUAUGGGGGUGGUAGCUUUGAAGCAAUUUGAUUUGUAGUCUCAUGAAAUAUUGUGUGUAGGACAUUUUGCUUAGAGCUGGUAGAAGAUCAUGAAAUUAUGUAUACAUUGAGAUUUAUAGGAAUCAGUGCGAACAAGUAAUUGAAAUAUUUCCCAUUUUAUGUUUGUAA
This is a messenger RNA of Macadamia integrifolia, 1342 nucleotides long. RefSeq names its product NDR1/HIN1-like protein 10. NCBI's taxonomy places the organism in Eukaryota, Viridiplantae, Streptophyta, Magnoliopsida, Proteales, Proteaceae. The transcript has a single exon. The coding region runs from base 94 to 864 and encodes 256 amino acids. The record is from RefSeq and is a predicted model, not a curated record. Gene Ontology annotation, cellular component: plasma membrane.